AUGCAGAAUAUGAAGAAGAAAGCCUGUGAUUCCACUAGUAGCUCUAAUAACAACAACAGUAGUGGUGAUGGUGAAGCUCAGAAGCAGAAAGAGAGGCAUAUAGUUUCCUGGUCUCAAGAGGAAGAUGAUAUAUUAAGGGAACAAAUCGGUAUCCAUGGAAUCGACAAUUGGGCUAUUGUUGCAUCCAAGUUUAAGGAUAAAACUACAAGGCAAUGUAGAAGAAGAUGGUUCACUUAUUUGAAUUCUGAUUUCAAGAAAGGAGGAUGGUCACAAGAGGAAGACAUGCUUUUAUGUGAGGCUCAAAAGAUUUUUGGUAACAGAUGGACUGAAAUAGCAAAAGUGGUUUCAGGCAGAACGGAUAAUGCUGUCAAGAAUCGGUUCUCCACAUUGUGUAAGAAGAGAGCAAAGAAUGAAGCAAUGGCAAAAGAGAACAAGACUUGUUACAUCACACCAAACAACAAAAGGACCAGAUUUCAGAAUGGACAAAAUGACGACAGAGUUCUAGAACCUUCAAUGCCUCUUUCGAAAAUGAGGAGGAAACAUAUUCCUGAUACAACAGAAGAGAGCCAUAACAUCAACACCUUGACAACACAGCUUCAUCCCAAAAGCGAAGAGGCCUCAAAAGAUGGAACAUUUCUGAAGAAAGAUGACCCGAAGAUUAUUGCAUUGCUACAACAAGCAGAACUUCUCAGUUCACUUGCACUCAAAGUUACUCUGGAGAAAACAGAGGAAAGUUAUGAAAAUGCUUGCAAGGCUGUUGAAGAUUUUUUAAAGAAAACCAAAGAAAGUGAUGUGCUUGGAGUUAACAAUAACAUGUCUGAUAUGGACAUAAGAAGUUGUGAUGAAGGCAGCCAACAAUCAUGGAGACAACCAGAUUUAUAUCAGGGAUCCCCAGAAAGCUCAGAGUACAGUACAGGGUCAACUGCUCUCUCCCAAGUGAUUGAGAAAAUUUGUGGUAAAAAUAUAAUAACACCUGAUUCAACAACAAACCUAGAUAUCUUAGCUUCUUGUGAUGAAUGUGAGAAUGAUGUUGGAGGCAUAUGUCCCUUGCCAAAUUCACAAUUCAACUCCCCACUUCAAGUAACUCCAUUGUUUAGAUCAAUGGCAGCAGGAAUUCCAAGCCCACAGUUUUCAGAAAGUGAAAGGAACUUCCUACUAAAAACACUUGGAAUGGAAUCAACACCACCACCAAAGCCAGAAAUCAGAACUUCACAACCUCCACCUUGCAAAAGGGCUCUUCUUCAUUGCCUUUGAUUUGAUUAUUCCCAUGUAAUGUAGAGUUUUUUCAUAGGAUUUUGCAUCUCAUAUCAUAUCAGCCUGAUUUUUUAAACAAAAAGGUUUGAUCAACAUCAAGAUCUGCAUCAAAAUCUGGAAUGUUCCGGUACAUUCCAGAACAACCACAACCACAAGUAGAUCAAGGAUUUACAUUUUACUAGUUGACAUGCAUUGUUUUUGUUUUUUCAUUUUUGGAGGGUUUCGAAUAUGGCUAGUAUUCCCCCUCAUAAUUAUUUGGCCUCAAAAUACGCCAAAAUCAUGCACAGAACAUAUAUAUUUUUUUUCUUACAGAGUGUAAUUAUACAUCGGCGAGUUGCUGAUAUUUACAAUAUUACCCCCUAAAUGGAAAAGGGGGAGGUUUUAGAAGCAUAGAAGUGAGUGAGCGAGUGAGGAGGAGGCUCAACCAUCCCAGUUGAACUCCAUUUUUAGUGUGUGUGUGUAGAAUAGAGGUUAUGGUAUAAGUUUUUUUUUUAUUUUUUGAUAUUGUAAUGUAUUAAACCUACAAUGAUUGGUUUUUAGCGGAUGUGAUUCUUGUGUGCAGAAGCUUAUUCCUUUUUUUUUUUUUUGCCUUCAAAGUUUCUUAAGUUAUU
This is a messenger RNA of Lactuca saligna, 1865 nucleotides long. Lineage: Eukaryota; Viridiplantae; Streptophyta; Magnoliopsida; Asterales; Asteraceae. The record is from the annotation of a GenBank genome assembly.